Macrosteles quadrilineatus (aster leafhopper) is the source of this 1572-nucleotide messenger RNA. Its product is annotated as LIM/homeobox protein Awh-like. Gene Ontology annotation, cellular component: nucleus. The coding region runs from base 256 to 1164 and encodes 302 amino acids. Gene Ontology annotation, molecular function: DNA-binding transcription factor activity, RNA polymerase II-specific; RNA polymerase II transcription regulatory region sequence-specific DNA binding. The record is from RefSeq and is a predicted model, not a curated record. Gene Ontology annotation, biological process: regulation of transcription by RNA polymerase II; neuron differentiation. The transcript is spliced from 7 exons. NCBI's taxonomy places the organism in Eukaryota, Metazoa, Arthropoda, Insecta, Hemiptera, Cicadellidae.
UGCGCUGCGAUUGGUCGGUGUUUUCAACCAAUAGGAGUGACGGAUUCAGCGGAAUCGUGUGAAGUCGGAUUCGUUCGGGUGUUGUCGCGCCCGAAAGGCCGGCAUCUUCUGUGCUGGACCAGUCUUUGCUGACUUGCGUGGACGCGAGCACGCCCGUGUCCUGUGCGACGCGCUACUGAGUGUGUGGAGUGUCAUUCCCCGGGUGUACGACGGCCCUCGGAUGUUCUAGGAUCUAGGAGGAGCUCCAGCUGAUCUAUGAUACAAGUCUCUUGUUUCGGACACUACAACAUCACGCCGAUAGGAAUGAAGACAGAGCAGCGGAUGUGCGCCGCGUGCUCAGAGCCCAUCACAGACAAGUACCUUCUUCAGGUCAAUGGAAGGUCCUGGCACGCUCACUGUCUGCGCUGCUGCGUCUGUCAGCUGGCUUUAGAUCGCCAGCCCUCCUGCUUUAUCAAGGACGACUCUGUCUACUGCAAGGCGGAUUAUGCCAAAAGUUUCGGUGCCAAGUGCUCCAAGUGCUGCCGCAGCAUCUCGGCCAACGACUGGGUACGGAAGGCACGCGACCAUGUCUACCACUUGGCGUGCUUCGCGUGCGACGCGUGCAAGCGACAACUCAGCACGGGCGAGGAGUUCGCACUACAUGACGACAGAGUGCUCUGCAAAGCGCACUACCUGGAGACCAUUGACGGCACCACCACAUCGUCUGACGAAGGUGGAGACUCGGAGAGCUAUCACAGCAAGAGCAAAGCCAAGCGAGUGCGAACAACCUUCACAGAAGAGCAGCUGCAGGUGCUUCAAGCCAACUUCCAGUUAGACUCCAACCCAGAUGGUCAGGAUCUGGAGCGCAUUGCACAGAUCACCGGCCUCAGCAAGCGAGUCACCCAGGUUUGGUUCCAGAACUCUCGGGCGCGACAGAAGAAACAUCUGAACACCGGCAAGAUGAAGUCAUCUCACUGUCAUGGAGCUGGGAUGGGUGGAGGCAGAGAGCUAGAGCCCGGUCAGUUUGGUCGACAUAUCAAUCUACACCUCACGUACUCACUGCAGCAACAGUCUAAAGUAUCGCACAUCUACUCAUCUCACCUUCCAAUGUCCGAACCUUCGUCUCUGGAUGAGUUGUCUCAAGACUCCAUGCUCAUGUGUACCUUGCGAGGAGAGGGGGUAUGAGAAGACGCAAGGACGGGGGAUCCCGAAAACGACCUGCCCCCGUCCUUCAAGCACUCUCCUUCAUAACCUCCUGGACAUAAACUUGCAAUGUGUUCAGAUUUUUUUUUUGGGGGAGGCAUGAAAAAUUGUUGUUAAAAAGCAUUGCGAGAAGUCAAAUUGCUUUGUUUAACAAUUGUCGAGGUCACAAAAUAAUAUAAUAUGCAUUUUUUUUGUCAUUGAAAUGUUCAGCAGUCAAUUUGAAGGUGUUGAGAUUUACUAAACCUUAGGAGGCAUGAGAAAUUAAACAUUUUUAACCCUUCGAGUGCCACGCAACGAUAUUUUGUUUUGCACAACACAUCUAAAAAAUACUUCACAACGAUAUAUCGUCGUGGUAGUCUUACCGAAAAAUACAUUGCAACGAUAUAUCGG